Molecule: messenger RNA, 1454 nt
Organism: Megalopta genalis
Lineage: Eukaryota; Metazoa; Arthropoda; Insecta; Hymenoptera; Halictidae
Source: RefSeq, a predicted model, not a curated record
CGCGGAUGACGCGCGUGCAAUAGAAUUUUGAGGGAGACUGUACGAAAAGCGUGCGGGUCGUUCCAACGCGUACCAAGUUCUACGUGGUUCCCGUGGACAGUGAAUGGAAGUUACACACGUCGGUCUCUCCUCAUGGACUCUCCUCGACGGAGAGACCGUGAGGUUUCUCUUUCCUCUCUGCCCCACCCCGGGCCGCUUCCCGCGAUCCGUGAAGCGUAGCUGGCCUCUCUUUCUUCCACUUUCGGCCGGGCGCGUUCGCCGCUCGUUCCACGCGCGCCUCGGUUUCCGCUGCUCUCGUAGAGGCCCACCGAGCAUAUCGCAUGACUCGCGAGGCAUGUGGCCGACAGUUUACCUCGGGAUCUCGAACCGGUCGAUUCGCGGACGAUUUCGAGCGUAGAAAGAGAGAGAGAGAGAAAGAGAGGACUCGGUCGCACGAACCAUGGGCCUGCGCGAAAAGACCGUCAACAACAGCCACGGACUGCUCCCGUCCGCGGAAGGGGAAACAACGUCGUGGUCGACGACGGAAACGCCGCCGUUCACCGCCGAGGAGGAGGACGCGAUAGUCACUCUGGUGGUAGUCGUGAUCGGUAUCAUCGUGGCCAUAGUAGUGCUGUUCUCGAUGGGAAUAUUCAUCGAUUGCAAACACCAGAAAAAGGAGGCCCUGAAGAAAAGGAAGCUGAAGCUGCGAAUGCCGCCGAUAUCGCGGACGAGGAAAACGGGGAAGGACGACGGGAAAUCCCUGGCGUCGGACAUGUGCCCGAACGGGGCGAGCGACGCCGGUUUUCGAACGAGGGACGCCAUAGUCUGACGGUCCCCGCGGCCGUUUUCUGCUCUAUCGAACGCGAGCGCGGUUCACGGCAGCGGCAGCCGGUUCUCUCUCUCUCUCAUCGAACUUCGUCGAGAUGGGAAAAAAAGUGGUCCUCGAUGCGGAGCGGAGAAACAAAACUGUCGGCAUUAUUUUCACCGAAUUCGGCAUCGAGAGAUCGGCGACGCGACCUUCGCCGACGACGAGGCCCGCCGCGGCAGACGAUUAUUCAGCUAAUUCCCUCGACUGUGAUUUCUAUCGUUAUUUAUCUCGUGCGUCAAUUGGAACUCCCGUCGAUCGCAUCGAUCGGAUAUCGCGGGCUCCCGAUGAUCUCGCGUGGCUCCGAGUCACGCAAACGGAUACACGGCGACGUUGAUCCUCUCUCGCUAUCUCUGGCUAUAUACAUAUCUCCCUCUCCUCCCCUAUCCCCUCGUCCCUCCACCAGCACUGCCGCCGCGGUCCGAAUCUCGAUGUUUGCACGAUUCGACGACGUACAUAUUGUAGAAACGUGAACACGUUGUGCACACGAACGCGGCCGCGUGUCACUGUGAACGAGCGCGAGAACGUACGUCUUCUGGCUCGCACAAUAUCGAACAGUUUUAUAAUAUAAUUGCGUUUCGUCGCGAUCCCAAUUGCGACAGCGGCGAGA